Neodiprion virginianus is the source of this 2601-nucleotide messenger RNA. Its product is annotated as spondin-2-like. The transcript is spliced from 6 exons. Gene Ontology annotation, biological process: cell adhesion. The coding region runs from base 687 to 1745 and encodes 352 amino acids. Lineage: Eukaryota; Metazoa; Arthropoda; Insecta; Hymenoptera; Diprionidae. The record is from RefSeq and is a predicted model, not a curated record. Gene Ontology annotation, cellular component: extracellular matrix.
GAGGGAUACGUCGUUAAUUGAAACAGGAAUUGGAUUCCAAACGUUGUCAGCCGAUCCUCGAAGGAUAACGCCCGGCGUGCAUCGUCUCUGGACGUUUGUUAAGUUUCUCGAAAUAUCUCAAGUCGGCAGAGUAACGUAACCGGGUAUAAAUAUCGAGCAGAGUUUCGGGGGCAAACAGUUUUGCAAGGCGAGGCUGCUGGAACGGAGAGCCCCGACCAUCCCAGCACUUCGAUGCUGUAAAAGAGCUCAUCCACGUUCUUCCGUGACUUCGGUUCACCGCCGAUCCCACUCAUCUGAGCUGCGCCCACGUGUCUUAGAUAAUAGCACCGAAACGGGGAAGAUAACGUUAGAAAGUGAAGCGUCGAGUGAGUCUCCGCCGUCUUAAAACCGCGACUCGUUCAACCAAUGUCGGAACUUCUUUGCGACGGCUCGAUAAUAAACUACGGUAGCAGUCGUCUAAACGAUGUUCUCGGGCCGAUAGUACGAGAAGCUUCGAUUAAAAAGCCUCAAGUAACCGCGGAUCUUGAAGUUUUGUGAAAACGCAGUGCACCACGUCGGUGCAACGUCGAAAUUUGUAAUGAAGGUGGAACGCGUAUCGGUAUCGAGAUAAAUCGGCAGUGGAUAAAAAUAAAUCGAACAUUGCGCGUGCGAACGAAUCAAGGUAUUCGGAAGAACACGUGUUUCAAAUGGCAGAUCUGAAGAUGUGGUUUCUCGCAUCGUUCUUAAUCAUCCUGCCAAUUUUCGUCGAAGCAAGAGUAUCGCGCAACGAUAUCUGCAAAUCGAAUACGUUGGCGGUUUACAAAUUACGGAUGGACACGCACUGGUCAAACGAAACGUUCCCAAAGCAGUAUCCGCUCUACAGGCCAGCUGCUCAAUUCUCACGUUUGUUAGGCAUGGUGCACGAUCCGUCCUACGUAUUAUGGCGUAACGGAACCGAAGCGAAACAGGAAAUUCGCAUGGUGGCUGAGAAGGGCGUGGGAGAGCUUCUGGAGCAGAGGCAAGGUGUUCAAGACGUUUUUGCGGCGCCCCCCGUUGUCCGAGGUGUCGGAUCUACCGAGACAAUCUUCUACUCAGACGGGAAACACCAUUUGGUCUCAGUGAUAUCAAAAAUCGUUCCAUCGCCAGACUGGUUCGUUGGAUUGGACAGCUACGAACUCUGUUCGAAUGGAAGAUGGAUAAGCAACGUAUCGGUUCAGGUCGGGCCGUUCGACGCUGGGACCGAUAACGGCUUCACCUUCACGGCCCCCGAUUGGCCAUCGGAACCGACGUCGCCGAUAAUUGCGAUCACGUCACAGCAUCCGGAUCACCCGGCGAACAGCUUCUACUAUCCUGAGCUCGAGGCGCUUCCACCUUUGGCGACUUUUCAUAUAACCAGGGAACGAAUAUAUAGAGCUACCGAUGGCCUCAAAGGAUCGAAAAGGAGACGGAACAAACUUGCUAGAACUAAUCCAGUUAUAGUUCCCUUGCCAAACGUCAUUGGGAAGGUUACGCCCGAUGGUCAUCGGCACAUAUCGCCUCACGUUAAACGUGUGCAUAGAAAAUCAUCACGUCAAGCUGUAGACUGCGUUUUGGGCCAUUGGAGUUCUUGGUCAUCCUGCAGCGCAUCCUGCGGAGUGGGAUUCGAGGUGCGGACCAGGAAACUAACGAAGCCACCCAAGUUUGGUGGUUCUUGUUCAAGAGAGAUGCAACAGAAGCGUUGGUGCGGUGGACACACGAAGUGCAUCGAGCGUUUCUUCAAUUGGUGAUGAGCUGCCGCAACAGAACUCAAAUUUUUUAUUUAGUCUUCAGCAAAUAACUCAUCAGGAGACACAGAUAUUAUCCCACUUCACUUCUUCGUCUUCCAUUUUUUUGCGAUUCAGCUUCUGUUUUACUGUUACGAUGAUCCAUAAGAGUUAUCGCAUUGUAUCUAGGUGCGAUUUUUUACCCAACUUUAAACUAAUUCAUGCGAAACGACUCUCUGUUUCCCAUUCUGCAUACAAUUGGAAUUCAGAGUUUCGCAUCAAUUCAUUCACAUCACAUUCUUGCCCAUUGUCGCAUUAAAUAGUUCAUGGAAAAGCGGAACUCAAGUGUACCUUAUCGGUAAAAUAUUUUUUUCUACUCGGCAAGAAGUUCGAGUUCCACGAUCCCAAUUUUAUUAUACGUUUCCAAUACACUGCCAAAUGCCCUGUAAAAUUGACAGCAAAAUAAAAGGUGUCGCGUUGAAAGAAAAAAAUAAUUUCUAUUUUUUUCACUGUAAGUAGGACUUUUGAUCCCAUGAAAAAUGUAACGUAUAUUGCACCGGAUACUUCACAGAAAAACAUAACUUUUCGUGUGAUAAAUUUUUUCACCCUACCUCAAUCUUCCAUGAUAUACGGGUUUACAAAAAGAAGGUCAUUGCCGAAACGAGUAAUUUAAAAAAUAUUAACAAACUCACAAAGAGUACCUUUAGGUAUUACUACUAUAUAACCAUUUAUGGAACAGAUCCGAGAGGACAUAAAAAAAAGUGGCUGAGUUGGUGGAGACCGCCUCAUUACGCAGUUGUUCAGAUACACACAUCGCUCUUUACGGUGGUCGUGAUCAUCUGAAACGGUGUAAAAUGUAGCGAAUAUAAUAUGGAAUAAU